Messenger RNA from Pangasianodon hypophthalmus (striped catfish), 3013 nucleotides. RefSeq names its product fibroblast growth factor 20b (gene fgf20b). The transcript is spliced from 3 exons. The record is from RefSeq and is a predicted model, not a curated record. Bases 637 to 1254 code for a protein of 205 amino acids. Gene Ontology annotation, molecular function: fibroblast growth factor receptor binding; growth factor activity. Gene Ontology annotation, cellular component: cytoplasm. NCBI's taxonomy places the organism in Eukaryota, Metazoa, Chordata, Actinopteri, Siluriformes, Pangasiidae. Gene Ontology annotation, biological process: positive regulation of cell population proliferation; fibroblast growth factor receptor signaling pathway; cell differentiation.
ACGCAUAGACACAUUAAGUGCGAAGAGGAAAGGCUGUGGUAAGGCAGGUCUACAGUCCCAGCACCGCCCAUCAGAGCCCUCCUGCCGCCGCUGUGCACCUGCCCUGUGCUCACACAGCACAAACCACUUCCCGCGAUCACGCACACACCCACAGCACCACACACACACACACACACGCACACACCCACAGCACCACAUACACAAGCGCGCGCACACGCACUCAGACACAGACACACACAUACACACACACCUUAAACCUGGCUGCUGUGAGUUUUGCCCUAGAGGUGCGCCGGAUUUAUCAGUCGCACGCUUCAAGACUAAAUAGGCUACUUCCUGUGCAGUGGAUGUAAUUCCUAUUAAGCAAGAGGUGUCAUGUCAAGUGCAUGGAAUUCAUUUGAAAGUGACUAAAUUCGUGUGCAGGUGACAGUUCAGCCGCAGUUUAAUUAAGUUUCCUUAUCGGUGGAUAUUUUACAUCUGGGGAAGUGUGCCGCGGAGUGUUAUACUAAACUGCAUCUACGUUUCCUGCCCUGCACUCGGAAACUCUUGACUCGUUCACUUUGCGCGCUAUUCCGGGGCUGUGGGCUGCAUGGAUCGCAUGAGCGCGGGGCGUUAGGGGUUUCGCGCUUGGCUCGAGUGAUGGCGGAGAUGGGCGCGCUGCUGCAGGGCGCGGAGGGCGCGGGAGCCGCUAGCUCGCUCCUCUUCCUGCCGCCGCUCGCAGACACUCUCGCGCUGCUCGGAGACCAGCGAUUUCCGGCCGAGCGGCUGUCCCGUAGCACCCCGGCCGAGCUGGUGCACUUAAAGGGCAUCCUGAGGAGGAGACAGCUUUACUGCAGAACCGGCUUCCACCUGGAAAUCCUGCCGGAUGGCACGGUGCAGGGCACCAGGAAAGACCACAGCCGCUUCGGUAUUUUGGAAUUCAUAAGCCUUGCAGUUGGAUUAAUCAGCAUCCGAGGAGUGGACAGUGGCCUCUACCUCGGAAUGAAUGACAAGGGGGAACUCUAUGGCUCUGAGAAACUGACAGCUGAGUGUGUCUUCCGGGAACAGUUUGAAGAGAACUGGUACAACACAUAUUCCUCCAACCUCUACAAACAUGGAGAGAAAGGGGCACGCUACUAUGUGGCACUCAACAAGGAUGGAACACCACGAGAUGGGACAAAAUCAAGGCGACAUCAGAAGUUCACACAUUUCCUCCCCAGGCCAGUAGACCCUGAUAAAGUACCUGAACUUUACAAAGAAGUUUUAGGACACAGCUGAGAGCAGCAGCUUGGUGUCUGAAGAGGAAUAGGCCUGUUAAGCCCUGUUCUAAUCAUAAAGGAGCAGGGGAAAUGGAUGGGUGUCUAGUAGCCCGGGUACAUCCACCAGUGCCACAAAGAUGACAUGGGUUCUUGCUUCAGGAAGCAUAGACCAGAAAUGAUGGUGAAGUGCUCAGUCCUGGUCAUUUUCCUAAGUGCUGCGAGCUACAGAAGGCGUCCCAGAGUCCAUGGGUCUAACAGAACCUAUUUAGCAUUAGACCUGCUGCUGAAGAGUAAGAAGAGAAAAUGUCCUGUCUGAUGCUGGGAAGGACAUUUAUAUGACAAGUUUUUUUUUAUUUUCAGGCUUGGUUUAUUAUUGACUGGCUUUGGAGAAAACUGAAGGAACACUACUUAUGUGAUGCGCUGAAAUGUCAAGAUUGAAAGCUGUGGAGAACAGAACACAUAAGCAGGAUAUUAUUUAUACAGUUCACACUACAUAUAUUUAUUUUAUGUAUUUAUUUAUUUGAUAAUAUAUAUUUUUACAUCUAAAUGUAGACUUAUCUAAUUAGAUACACUGUAGAAGGUGCCUUAAGCUAGCAUGGAAUCAGAUGUGUUCAUACAAUGGAAGUGCAAAAUAUUACUUUAUAUUGUCACUAUAAUAUAAUGAGUACACUUGUGCUUUUUCUUUUCAGACAUAUGUUAAAUGGUUGUUAUUUCUGUAAACAUUUCAAGAAGGUCCAAAAAACAAUUCUAUGUCAAUUCAACUAAUAAUAGCAAACCAAAAUUAAUAUUUAAAAUUAUAUUUAAAAUGCACCCACCUUGUCAUUUCCCCACAAUUUUAAAAGUUAAAGUUUUGAAAAGAGAAAUAUUCCCUUAAAACUUUGUUUGUUUUCCGUGGCCCUAGUUAUGCUGUGAACAAAAGGCUUGUCCAGCACUCAUCAACUUCAAAGCUCCUUUUAGAGACCUUCUCAUGUAACAACCUCGCAAUGACAAGAUCAGGGUGAAAUAAAAACUCAACCUUAGCUGCAGUCUAGUGGUUUGGCAGUCUUGCACAAAAGGGGUCAAACUGAUAAGUAUUAAGCCCUUUCCUCUGAAUAUUUCAGAACAAAAAAGCUUAAUAUAACGACUUAAGUACAUAUCUGUAAUAACUGCAAUAUUAAUCAUGGAAGGUAGUCAUUUGUUUGGUCAGUUUUUCAUUAUAUCUGUGACAUAUGGUUUUGUGUUAUUGUCUGAGAGUGAGAUUAAUUGUCUGUACCAGCAUUUGCAAUUAAAUCAACUGUCACUUGACAAUAUGAGAUUCAGAUACCUCGGGCUCACCUUCUUUUUCUGACUGUGUUUGAAUGGCUCAAUGAGCAAUUUCCACAACAAUGAGCAAAAAAGCAUAUCAAGCUACAGUUUCCGUAAUGCUUGGAUGAAUAUUUGUGUCGAAGCAUGAAAGCUGUGCUGUGUGAUCUCAGCAUCUCUGUGAUGGUGAGCCAGAGGCUGUCAUGACAGGGGAGUCGACAUGGUGCCAACCUUUAUGUGAUACUGUGGGAUUUUCCCCUCUAAAAAAACUUAUAACAAGGAGCAGUGUAUGGAGGUGAGAAAGAGACAGAGUAGAAACAAAGAGGGGUUCACACUAUAGGGCCCUAAAUGGGCAAACAUUUCUGACAUUAUAGUUCUACAGCUAUUUAGAAAGACUUUACUGUAGCUACUGUCAGGUUUUAUAACUAUUUUCGACAGCAUCUAGAAUUAUGAUCUACAGUCUAUACAUCCAUUUCCCUUUUCCACUAUGCAUGUUU